Molecule: messenger RNA, 1968 nt
Organism: Prorocentrum cordatum
Lineage: Eukaryota; Dinophyceae; Prorocentrales; Prorocentraceae
Source: the annotation of a GenBank genome assembly
AUGGAGGCCGCCACCCAGCAUUCCUCGGAAGAGAGAACACAGCGGAACGUGUUUGCCUCUAUGUGCGCCACUUGGUUCGUGCUGGGCGGCUGCGUUCUGCUCGUCCGCGUGGCCAGGCAGGAAAGGCACAAGUCGCGACGAUUGUCGGUGGUCUCGUACUUCGGCCAGCUUUUGGGACGGUGCAGAAGCUUGGUACUGGUCCUGGCUGGCACAGUGGACGGCCUCUCCGCGAAGCAGCUGGCCCAGGAGUUGCAAAAGUGGCGGCUGGUUCGCGCGCAUGCCGCGAUCCCAUAUGGCUGCGUGGUCGUUGCAAGCGUUCUUGGACGCGACCUGUACUCGGCCGCCAAGGGUGUCUCGCGCCCGACUUCCGUCGCACAGGAUGUCUGUCUGUUUGUGGUCUGUUUCACCGUUCUUUUUCUUUGGGCGUUUCCUUCAAGCCUGACGUCAAGAACAUUGGAUGUGUGGUCUUCCUUUAUGAUGGCAUGCAUUGUCCUGUGGGUACCACCUUUGGCCUCACCAGGGUUGUUCGCAGCCCCCUCCAUCAUCUUGCCCAUUUUUGGUACGUUGUUGGUGUUCUGGUUCAACAUGAACUUCCGUGCCAAUUUCACAUGGCUAUGGAUCGUAUCCUUGUCAAUCUGCAGCAAUAUAUCUUUCGGCGCCAGCAGCCCUCUUGAAGACUGUCUGCCAGGACGGGGGCAGAGGGUUUCUCAGCUGCUGAUGGCCACUGGUAUCUGCGCCGUUGUUGUCACGUCCUUGCACCAUUCGUUCUACUUGGCCGUGCAGUGCAACAUGGAAGCGAACGUGUCGCGGAACGAGCUGAAGGCCGCGCGCUCAGUGCUGCGGGGCGUCUGCGACGCCGUCGUGGAGCUUGACAGCGACUUCCGGCUGCAGGACGGGUGCCCUGAGCUGGUGGACAUGCUCCUGCUGAACCCGCGGCGCCCCCUCCUGGGCGAGGACCUGAGACAGUUCCUGGCGUCCCAGCAGGACCGCGAGAAGUUCUCGGAGCAGAUGGGCAAGGUCUGGCUUCUGAGCGAGGAUGCGGUCGGGCUCAGCGCGGCGUUCCACGUCUCCAUGAGGGACGGCUCCGGCAUACCCCUCGACGUCGAGGUGUUCUGCGUGCGCUUCGUCAACCGGGAGGGGCAGGCCGCGUACUUCGUCGGCAUCCGCGAGUUCACGGACACAGCCACGAUGCUGAGGGACAGCGGGUCGGAGAGGACGCGGUAUGGCGGCAGACUGAGCGGCCCGCCGAGCGCCUGCACAGCACAUCCCAGGCCACUGGCUGCGUCUGCAGACUCCACGGCCUCGGCCUCGAGUCCGGCUUCCUCGGACGUGAGCUCCGAGCCCUGCUCGCUGGACGAGAGCUGGGAGGACCCAGGCGCCGAGGCGGAGCCCGUGGCCUGGGUCGACGUCUUGACCCCGAACUACUCCGUGAGGCUCGCAUCCCCCGCGUUCGCGAAGUACGUGGACGCCCGGGGCGAGCUCCUGACCGCCAUGCGGCAGUCUCACCAGAGCGAGUUCACCAGCUGGGCGCAGGACGCGUACUUUGCUCUCCUGGAGGAGGGCGUCGCUUCCGCCCACCUGCAGUACCACGAGCGGCUCCACUUGAGGUCCUUUGCGCAGCAAGAAGGUGCCCACAGCUCGAGGGGGUCGAGGCGGAUGCUCUCGGCGCUCCUGAGGCUCGACCUCACGCGGCCGCCCGACGGCCAGGACCUCGGCCGCGGAGUUGUGCGCAUCGUCCUCCAGGACGUCCUGCUGGGCCGGCGCGUGCCCCGCAGUCCGCGGCGGCUGUCGCGCCACGGCGCCCCUCCGGCCAUCACCCAGGCCGCCAGCGGCCAGCCUCUGGCCCAGGAGCAGGUCUCGCGGGGGGCUUCCCAGGCGGCCGCUCUCGCGGGCGGCCCGGCGCCGCCCGAAGCGGCGGGCGGCCAUGUGCAGCUCGAGGGCACAGUAUUCGGCCGCGCCCAGCUGUGA